Messenger RNA from Cercospora beticola, 1770 nucleotides. RefSeq lists its product as uncharacterized. Lineage: Eukaryota; Fungi; Ascomycota; Dothideomycetes; Mycosphaerellales; Mycosphaerellaceae. The record is from RefSeq and is a predicted model, not a curated record.
AUGCAAUUGAAAAAGCCGCAUUGGCUGGCGCCCACCGUCCUGGUCACGUCCUUCCUCGCUGGCGUCGCUUUGGCUAUUGGUCACCAUCUCUACUAUCAAUCCCUUGAAGGCGUCAGUCCAGAAGGUCGACAAUACAACCCGGUCACUAUUGGCACGGCCAUAGUGUUCAUGGUACGCACCACGUUGAUCAUUACGGUCACGACGGCAUACUGGCAAGUUUUCUGGCGCGUGUUGCGACGGAAGCUGCCCAUCGCGACAAUCGACAGCCUUGCUGGAGCGUUGAGCGCUGUUUACGAGAUUUUGUCACUCAAGACGCUACGUGCGAGUCCCUUACUCGUUGGGCUGGUGCUGCUGGGAUGGGGUAUACGGGUCGCGAUUGUCUUCCCUGCUGGUACGAUUGCGCCUGGCGGAAAUUAUACGAUUGAGCAUCAUGAGCAGGUAUUGCAGUAUCCCAAUUUUACGAACGCGGCGGCAUACGAAAUGAGCGGAGGAGAGCGAGGCCGAGAUGAUCUGGCAAAACGAGACACAGGGAUGGGGGGAGGGACUCCUUACAUCGAUGGAGUGUGGCGGGGGCCUACCACUUUGUUGAAGAGAAUCGUUGCGCCGGUAUUCUAUCGUGGAGUACCAUACUUGCGGCCGCCACUCACUAACUCUUCCUAUCAACUCACAUUUGCGGGACCAGCUGUUCGCUGUGAAAACAUGGAAGUCGAACCGAUCCUGGAGAGUCUCUCGCUGGCGAUGCAAAAUUGCAGUAUUGAUGGCAAACCCCCUUUCUGUAAGGACGAUUGGAUGAGUGAAUUUCGAUAUCUAUCAUGGACACCCUCUGGUAUACUAGUUCCCUUCGCCAACGAAAGCAUAAGCAGGAUCGAUGCAUUGCCUGUAACAUCUAAUCUGGGAGCGCGUAGUGGCGGUCCGGUGUCCCUAGUGGUAGCCAUCCGCUAUAUCGCUGAUCUGAGCAGUAAUUCUAACUGGACAGUGCUCAACUGUUCUCUGUACAAUGCAACGUACGAGACCUCAUUCGAACUCCAAAACGGACAGCAGAACGUUACGAUCAUUGGUUACGAGAUCUCUGAUUCUGUGAAAACGAAUGGGAACAGCUCGGGGCUGUAUGGAGUUCCUCGAGAUCAGUUUGCGUUCUCGAAAGCCAAAACGCGAGCAUACUUUGCAGUCAUGGAGAUGCUCGGCGAGAUGUUGACAGGCACGGUCUACGAGGCCAGGCUCGACAGCCGGCAGAUUUACGACACUCGUGUAUUGGAGUCAAAUCUUGCGUUCACCCAGGAAAUGUAUCCGAUCUACAUGAACGAGACCACUAGAUCACCAGUUGAGGACCCCUCUCUUCCGACCCUGGCAUCUGCGAUCGAACAAGUCGUGCAGAAUAUAACGAUCUCGCUUUUCAGUGAGCCAGGCCUGCUCACCACAGAGUCUGAUCGCACCGCAGAUAUCGUGGUUUCGAGAUACGAGAUUGUAUACUUCUACAACUGGCAAAGACUGGCGAUCUCAUACAGCGUUGUGCUCCUCCUGGCUCUUGUGGCAAUGUUCGUUGGGCUCUAUACCAUCUUCAGCACCGGGCAGUCUUACAGCAACAACUUCUCGACCAUUCUUCGGGUUGCACAAAACGAAAACCUUGCUGCCUUGAUCGAAGAGCGGGACAGAAAGGGACAAGAUCCGUUGCCGAGUCACAUAGCGAAGGCCAAGUUCGGCGUCGAAGCUGCGGGAGAAAGGGUCGAGCUAAGGAGACGUGUUGGGAAAAGAUGUAAGGCCCGAGCAUGA